CACUGCAGGCGGCCUGCGUGUUGCUGUAACAGGUGCUGAGAGCUGGCGUGGGAGUGGAGCCUCCCGUGGCGCUGGAGGGGCGGGAGCUGCACCCUGUUUCCUGUCUCUGACCUCAGAGGCUGCGAGACCGAGUGGGCAGCAGGAUGUGUCCCUGAGGCCCGGAACGUCCUCCACACUUAAUGAAUGCUGGCUCGCGGGAAGCAAAUGCGAGCCUGGCGCUGGCUUCGCGGCUGGGGUGUGGAGCUCACAGCCACUGGAGUGCUCCCACGGCGACAAACCUCACACGUCCAGCACGCCUGGCCGGUGGCCUUCCCUGAUGCACGGGCAUGUGGAUCCUUCCAGAAGCGUCUCCCCCUGCACCUCCGGGAUGCCUGCACCAGGAGCCUUCCCCACAGCAGCCCUGUCCCCUGCAGUGGGCGAAGGCAGCAGCCCAUGCUGAGCUCUGCGGGGCCCACGGCCGUGUCAGGCCCCGAGGUCACCCGGGUCACGUCUGCAGGGACCCUGACCCCAGCGGCCCCCCAGCAUCUGGCCUCUGCGUUAACCGUGGGGGCUCCAAGACCCUGCCCCCGGGGGCUGACGGUAGAACGAGGGUGAGGACCCCGCUGCUCCAUUUCAAAUGCGUCUUGACCUUGGCCGUCACCAGGCCUGCUCUUGGCCACAUUGCCGCGUGGGCCUCCAUGCCCAGCCCAGUACCACAUCUGCCUUCACGGCUCUCAGGCCUGCAGUCUGUCUGAUCAUCGCCAGAUUUCUCCCAGACCCCAGCCACGUAGGGGUUAACACUGCCGUGCGUGCUUCCACUGGAACAAAGCCCAGACUCCAGGGCGCGCCUGCUGCCCGCCGCCCACCUCGUGAGUCCCGCUGAGCCCACGCUGGGACUCGGGCCCUUCCAGCCCUGUGGCUGACGAGUGUACGACUGCCCGUGGGCAGCGAGGCCCCGCUCUGGGGUCUGGUGCCAGGACGUGGGCUGGGCCGGUGCAUCCUUGCCGGGGGUUCCCAGCCCUCCUCGGCGCACCCCUGUCCGGCUCCUCCGCCUCCUUGUCUAAUCUUAUUUCGUUAAAGUAACAGGGUUUGUUAUUAUUGUUAUUGGAGACAUACAAAUAUUGGGACUCCAUCCAGGUCUGGCACCUGAGCCGUCACCGCUGCCUCCCAGGUGCGCAGGGGGCUGGCGUAAGGGCAGAGCCGGCACUGAACCAGGCGCCCGACAGCGUCUCCACUGCGGGGCCACAGCCCUGCCCGGAUCGACAGCUUUGAAGGUGCCGCCGCGUUCUGACGGCCUGGGUGGGCCCUCCACGCAGGAGGCUCCCGCUGUCACGAGUGGAGGAUGGGCUGGGUGUGGGAGGUGUCGGCCCCACUUCCCCACAGCCCUCGAGUCAGCGAGGAGAGAAGCAGCAGGUGGACAAUCUCGCUGUCAUCAUCACUUCUAGCACGAAAGCCUUCCGAGUGGCAGACAGGGAGAAGCAAAGCAGAAGUGUGCAGCAGGGAAUGAAAUGGGGCGAGGAGGGCACAGGCAGAGCUGCGGGCACAUCCCCCACACCAACCACGUUAGCACACAGCCCCCAGGGUGCACUCACAGGCCAGGUCACCCCAGGGUGCACACUCACAGGCCAGGUCAGCCCCAGGGUGCACACUCACAGGCCAGGUCAGCCCCAGGGUGCACACUCACACAGGCCGGGUCAGCCCCAGGGUGCACACUCACAGGCCAGGUCAGCCCCAGGGUGCACACUCACACAGGCCAGGUCAGCCCCAGGGUGCACACUCACAGGUCAGGUCAGCCCCAGGGUGCACACUCACAGGCCAGGUCAGCCCCAGGGUGCACACUCACACAGGCCAGGUCAGCCCCAGGGUGCACACUCACAGGCCAGGUCAGCCCCAGGGUGCACACUCACACAGGCCAGGUCAGCCCCAGGGUGCACACUCACACAGGCCAGGUCAGCCCCAGGGUGCACACUCACACAGGCCAGGUCAGCCCCAGGGUGCACACUCACAGGUCAGGUCAGCCCCAGGGUGCACACUCACACAGGCCAGGUCAGCCCCAGGGUGCACACUCACACAGGCCAGGUCAGCCCCAGGGUGCACACUCACAGGCCAGGUCAGCCCCAGGGUGCACACUCACACAGACCAGAUCAGCCCCAGAGUUCACACUCACACAGACCAGGUCAGCCCCAGGACACACACAGUCCAGGUCAGCCUCAGGGUGCACACUCACAGGCCAGGUCAGCCCCAGGGUGCACACUCACACAGACCAGGUCAGCCCCAGGGUGCACACUCACACAGGCUGGGUCAGCCCCAGGGUGCACACUCACAGGUCAGGUCAGCCCCAGGGUGCACACUCACACAGGCCAGGUCAGCCCCAGGACACACACAGACCAGGUCAGCCCCAGGGUGCACACUCACACAGACCAGGUCAGCCCCAGGGUGCACACUCACACAGGCUGGGUCAGCCUCAGGGUGCACACUCACAGGCCAGGUCAGCCCCAGGGUGCCCACUCACAGGCCAGGUCAGCCCCAGGGUGCACACUCACAGACCAGGUCAGCCCCAGGGUGCACACUAACACAGGCCAGGUUAGCCCCAGGGUGCACACAGGCCAGGUCAGUCCCCAGGACACACACAGUCCAGGUCAGCCCCAGGGUGCACACACACAGAUCAGUUCCCAGGUGAGGGCGGCAGCCACCCCUGCCUCCUCCACCCCCAGGAGCUGCUGGCCAUACCCAGUCACGUGA
Molecule: messenger RNA, 2721 nt
Organism: Oryctolagus cuniculus (rabbit)
Lineage: Eukaryota; Metazoa; Chordata; Mammalia; Lagomorpha; Leporidae
Source: RefSeq, a predicted model, not a curated record